AUGACACCAGCAUCCAAAGGAAUUCUCCGCCCAUUUUUAAUCGUCUGCAUUAUCCUGGGCUGCUUCGUGGCAUGUCUGUUCAUUUACAUCAAGCCCACCAACAGCUGGAUCUUCAGUCCAAUGGAGUCAGCCAGCUCAGUGCUGAAAAUGAAAAAUUUCUUCUCCACCAAAACUGAUUAUUUUAAUGAAACUACUAUUCUGAUUUGGGUGUGGCCAUUUGGGCAGACCUUUGAUCUUACAUCCUGCCAAGCAAUGUUCAACAUCCAAGGAUGCCACCUCACAACAGACCGUUCUCUGUACAACAAAUCUCAUGCAGUUCUGAUCCAUCACCGAGACAUCAGUUGGGAUCUGACUAAUUUACCUCAGCAGGCUAGGCCACCCUUCCAGAAAUGGAUCUGGAUGAAUUUGGAAUCACCCACUCACACACCCCAAAAGAGUGGUAUUGAGCACCUGUUCAAUCUGACUCUGACUUAUCGCCGCGACUCAGAUAUCCAAGUGCCUUAUGGCUUCUUGACAGUGAGCACAAACCCCUUCGUGUUUGAAGUGCCAAGCAAAGAGAAGUUAGUGUGCUGGGUUGUAAGUAACUGGAACCCUGAGCACGCCAGGGUCAAGUAUUACAAUGAACUAAGCAAAAGUAUUGAAAUCCAUACCUAUGGGCAAGCCUUUGGAGAGUAUGUGAAUGAUAAAAAUUUGAUUCCUACCAUAUCUACUUGCAAAUUUUAUCUUUCCUUUGAAAACUCCAUCCACAAAGAUUACAUCACAGAAAAGCUCUACAAUGCUUUUCUGGCUGGCUCUGUACCUGUUGUUCUGGGGCCAUCUAGGGAAAACUAUGAAAAUUAUAUUCCAGCAGAUUCAUUCAUUCAUGUGGAGGAUUAUAACUCUCCCAGUGAGCUAGCAAAGUAUCUGAAGGAUGUUGACAAAAACGAUAAGUUAUACCUUAGUUACUUUAACUGGAGGAAGGAUUUCACAGUAAAUCUUCCACGAUUUUGGGAAUCACAUGCAUGCUUGGCUUGUGAUCAUGUGAAAAGGCAUCAGGAAUAUAAAUCUGUCGGUAAUCUAGAGAAAUGGUUUUGGAAUUAA
Molecule: messenger RNA, 1080 nt
Organism: Equus quagga
Lineage: Eukaryota; Metazoa; Chordata; Mammalia; Perissodactyla; Equidae
Gene: FUT9
Product: fucosyltransferase 9
Exons: 1
Coding region: 1-1080 (359 amino acids)
Cellular component (GO): membrane
Molecular function (GO): alpha-(1->3)-fucosyltransferase activity
Source: RefSeq, a predicted model, not a curated record